UUUAAAAACAACAAAAAAAGAGGUUGGACACGUAGGGAAGGGAAAUGACUUUGGGUUUAUCAACAAAUACAAAUCCGGGGUCCCCUCUCCUGCACUUCGUCUGGCAUUCUUUCUACUCUGCCAGCGCGACCCCGAGGGGCGCCACUACCCCUCCACCUUUCUACCAGGGGGUCCUCCAGCCUCUCUUCUCGCUUUCCCGGCCACGGUGCCCCUCCACCUCCGACGGCUCCAGUUUAUCAGCUCCGUGGGCCCAGAUGUCCCGCCCACAUCAGGCUUGGGCUCCGCCCCAGUGUCCCAAGACCCCGCCUCCCCGUGGUUGGGGGAAAUGCCCCUACUCUAGGCCUUUCGGUUUGCGCGGGCGGGCCAGCUUGCCGCGGGGAGAGUGAGAGAUCUCAAAGCCGCUCACGAUGGAGGAACUGGAGCAAGGCCUGCUGAUGCAGCCGUGGGCAUGGCUACAGCUUGCUGAGAAUUCCCUCUUGACCAAGGCUUAUAUCACCAAGCAGGGCUAUGCCUUGCUGGUUUCAGAUCUUCAACAGGUGUGGCAUGAACAGGUGGACACUAGUGUGGUCAGCCAGCGAGCCAAGGAGCUGAACAAGCGCCUGACUGCUCCUCCUGCAGCUUUUCUUUGUCAUUUGGAUGAUCUGCUUCGCCCAUUGUUGAAGGACACUGCUUGCCCUGGCAAAGCUACAUUCUCCUGUGAUCAUGUGGCAGAGGCGCUGAUACUCCAGGUGCGGAGUGAGCUCUCUGGUCUCCCAUUCUAUUGGAAUUUCCACUGCAUCCUAGCUAGCCCUUCGCUGGUCUCCCAACAUUUGAUUCGUCCUCUGAUGGGCAUGAGUCUGGCACUGCAGUGCCAGGUGAGGGACCUAACAACAUUGCUUCGUAUGAAAGAUCUAGAGAUCCAGGACUACCAGGAGAGCGGGGCUACACUGAGCCGAGGUGUCUCUGGGUGUUGCAUCUUUAUCCUCUUUCCCAAGAAGUCCUGGGCUCUGUUCCCUUUCCCACUCACAGUCCUGGGCACAUGCUCUUCCCUCUGGAAACCUCCUGCCAACCGUCAGCAAAACCUUCUCACCUGGAUGACUCCUGUUAUUGUUUGGAUUUCAGUGAAGAUGUCAUUUCCUCCAGGGAAUUUUCCCUGGCCCUCUGAGUUCAGGCCCUAUCAACACUGCAUUGUACUUACUGGUUUUUCUGGCUCCUUCCACUACAUGAAACUACCAGAGGCAUGCAGUGUUGGUGAUGGGAAACCCUUUGUCACAAAUCUACAGAGUCUGUAUAUGGCAGUCACCAGACAAGAGAUCCAAGUGGGACAGAAGCUUCAAGGCACUGGAGAUCCCCAGAUAUCAAGCAGUGCUUCCUCACAAGGAACUGAUAGCCAACUUCUGAAUCAGCCAGAAGAGCCGGUCUCCUCAGCACCAUCCCUCCCAGUGCCUGAAAAAGAGCCCACAGUUACUUCAGGCCCUAUGCAGAGACCUCAGCUGUUGAAGGUCAAGAGGAAGAAGCUAAGGGGGCUCUUCAGUUAACCUGUCACUGUCUCAACUGCUGAGGAUGGACUCGGAGAGUAGUUUCAUAGUGUCACCUUGAAAGGAGGUCCUGUGACAGCAGCAUCUCUGACACAGUUACACAGUCAGGGACUCCACUGUAAGGGCAAGAUAACUGAAGUUCAUGUUGACAGGCAUGGAUACUGUUAACUGAGGGAAUCCUGGCUCCAAUCCAUCGGGCACUGGCCUUCCCUGUCCGAGUGGAAGCCAGUCUCUGGGAAUCCCAUACCCUCCUUUCUUUUGGUGAAGGUUCUCUAGACCCAAGAUCUACCAUGGACUUUAGGUAUAUGGGGCAGGUCUUCAAAAAGGCACAGCAUGCUUCGAAAGCCUUGUCUACCUUUCUUAAGAGUCCCUAGCCAGUCCUAGGUGUUCCUCAGAGACCCUCUCCUCUCUUUAGCAUGGAAUAAAAAGCACUCACACUCUCCUG
Messenger RNA from Kogia breviceps (pygmy sperm whale), 1962 nucleotides. Lineage: Eukaryota; Metazoa; Chordata; Mammalia; Artiodactyla; Physeteridae. The record is from RefSeq and is a predicted model, not a curated record.